Cornus florida is the source of this 3413-nucleotide messenger RNA. Its product is annotated as ion channel CASTOR-like. Bases 131 to 2830 code for a protein of 899 amino acids. NCBI's taxonomy places the organism in Eukaryota, Viridiplantae, Streptophyta, Magnoliopsida, Cornales, Cornaceae. The transcript is spliced from 12 exons. Gene Ontology annotation, biological process: monoatomic ion transport. The record is from RefSeq and is a predicted model, not a curated record.
AAUCAUUAUUCUAAUACAAUCACAGGUCAAAACCCAGAGUUUGGUACAUAAAUUGAAGCCCAUAUACGGUCCAAAAAGUGGCACUUCUCAGUUCUCACACAAACCCUCAACAUCUCGAUUAAUUCCAACCAUGUCCCUUGACGCUGAUUCACCGUCUCCUUCCACCAGCAGAGACUGGUUCUUCCCAUCACCGUCCUUCAUCCACUCCUCACAUCCCUCCAGAAAUCCUACCAGAAGGUUCUCCACAUACACUAGACCUUCCAAACCCUACGUUUCCGACUCCAAGCCCCCCAGACCGACGUCGUUUCGGAGCUUCUCGCACUCGAGUUCCGUCCCUCAUCGAGACCCCCAGUAUGCUGGAAUACGACGCCGGAUCGACUUCGCUCGCCGGAGCGAGAUGUCUCCGAGCACGGACGAUUCCGGCGGCCGAAGACCGGUCGCUGUUUCGGAGAAAUGUGAGGUUUCAGAGGAUAAAACGGCCGUCGGGAAGAAAUGUACCGGUUUGGUCGGUGGUCGGUUGAAGUUUCGGUGGCAGAUGGCCUUUUCUGUUGCGAUUUUGAUAACAGUGUUCUCUUCUUUACUCCACAAGAACUUUUCUUUACACAACCAAGUUUUUGAUCUACAGGAUCAGAUUUCCAAACUCAAUAUGAGAUUAAAUGAUUGCAAUUUGGUGGAAUCUGUGGAUUUUACCGAUUCGGGUCCACAAGAGAGUGAUCAUCUUCCCAACAAAAUCUUGAAAAAGUCGGCUCUAGUUGUUUCACUCACACUUUUAUCUAUCCCUUUACUUUUUUUCAAAUAUGUUGACCAUGUCUCCAAAUUAAGAAGAUCGCCAAACAAAAUCACAGAAGAAAUAUCUUUAAGUAAGCAGUUAGCUUAUUGGGUAGAUGCAAGUUUUUCAGUCAACCCAUACGCUAAGCCAUUGGCAUUGUUAGUUGCAACCCUGCUACUGAUUUGUCUUGGUGGACUGGCACUGUUUGGUGUGACAGAUGAUAGCUUAGCAGACUGCCUAUGGUUAUCUUGGACAUACGUUGCAGAUUCAGGCAACCAUGCUAACUCUGAAGGCAUUGGUCCAAGGCUAGUUUCAGUUUCCAUUAGUUUUGGUGGGAUGCUUAUAUUUGCAAUGAUGCUUGGACUUGUUUCUGAUGCAAUCUCUGAGAAGUUCGACUCACUGAGGAAAGGAAGAAGUGAGGUGGUUGAGCAAAACCACACACUAAUCCUUGGGUGGAGUGAUAAAUUGGGAUCUCUACUGAAUCAACUUGCUAUAGCCAAUGAGAGUUUGGGUGGCGGUACUGUUGUAGUGAUGGCUGAGCGGGACAAGGAAGAGAUGGAACUUGACAUUUCUAAAAUGGAGUUUGAUUUCAGAGGAACAUCUGUCAUAUGCAGAAGUGGAAGCCCUCUUAUCUUAGCUGACCUGAAAAAGGUUUCUGUCUCCAAGGCCCGUGCAAUAGUUGUCCUUGCUGAAGAUGGGAAUGCUGACCAGAGUGAUGCCCGCGCACUUAGAACAGUUCUAAGCCUCACAGGAGUGAAAGAAGGACUACGGGCCCACAUAGUGGUGGAACUGAGUGAUCUUGACAAUGAGGUCCUUGUUAAACUCGUCGGCGGAGAUCUUGUUGAAACAGUUGUAGCACAUGAUGUAAUUGGCCGCCUGAUGAUUCAAUGUGCUCGGCAGCCAGGACUUGCACAGGUCAUUUUAGUAAAUCUAGUUCCUAUCUGGGAAGAUAUACUUGGGUUUGAAAAUUGUGAGUUCUACAUCAAAAGAUGGCCACAGUUGGAUGGAAUGCAAUUCGAGGAUGUAUUGAUCAGCUUCCCAGAUGCUAUUCCUUGUGGAGUCAAGGUUUCUUCCUGUGGUGGAAAAAUUAUUUUGAAUCCUGAUGAUUCUUAUGUUCUACAAGAAGGUGACGAAGUUCUUGUUAUAGCGGAGGAUGAUGAUACCUAUGCUCCAACAACAUUGCCUACGGUCAAAGAAGCACCAUUCAUACACAUUGCCCGACCAGCAAGAAAGCCCCAGAAGAUUCUACUUUGUGGAUGGAGGCGGGACAUUGAUGAUAUGAUUGUGGUAUUGGAUGCUUCCUUAGCGUCUGGUUCAGAGUUGUGGAUGUUCAAUGAAGUUCUCGAGAAGGAGAGGGAAAAGAAGCUUAUUGAUGGUGGCCUCGACAUUGACCGGUUGGUGAAUAUAUCACUAGUUAAUCGUGAAGGAAAUGCUGUUAUACGGCGUCACCUGGAAAGCCUUCCCUUGGAAUCUUUUGAUUCAAUCUUAAUUCUGGCUGAUGAAUCAGUGGAAGAUUCAGCCAUUCAAGCUGAUUCCAGAUCUCUUGCAACAUUGCUAUUGAUUCGUGAUAUUCAGGCAAAGCGCCUCCCAUACAGAGAAGCCAUGGGUUCCCAAGUUCACAGAGGCAGCUUCUCACAAGGCUCUUGGAUAGGGGAAAUGCAGCAGGCUUCGGAUAAAUCUGUUAUCAUCAGUGAAAUUCUGGACCCAAGGACGAAAAAUCUAUUAUCUAUGUCAAGGAUCAGCGACUAUGUGCUAUCAAAUGAGCUUGUCAGCAUGGCAUUGGCCAUGGUUGCAGAGGACCGCCAAAUAAAUGAUGUACUGGAAGAGCUUUUUGCAGAAGAGGGCAAUGAGAUGUAUAUAAGGCAAGCAGAUCUCUACCUCCAUGAAGGUGAGGAACUGAGUUUUUAUGAAAUACUACUACGUGCCCGACAGAGGAGAGAGAUCAUGAUCGGGUACCGUCUAGCUAAUGAAGAGAAAGCAGUCAUCAAUCCCCCAGCCAAAAACGAGAGACGGAUGUGGUCAGUGAAGGAUGUUUUUGUAGUAAUCGCAGAGAAGGAAUGAGGAUUUCACAUUCCAUCUUGCACUAACUGGGAAUAUAGUUGGAAUGGCGACACUAAGUGUUGAAAAUCAGAGGUAGGGGUUUUAAGAUCUUCACUCGAGUAACGAGGUAGUGUAGUGAUACAAAUACGACUGCUAUGGAGAGAGGAACAACAACAAUGAGUCCCAUCUAGACCUCCUUCGCUGAGUUAUUGUUCAAAUAAUUUGACUGACCACAUGGUUACCGUUAGGGAGAUCAAUUUCUUCUUUAGCAUCGUUCGGGUUUUCAUAGAUCACACUCGAUGCUCUGCACAGCUGAAAAUCGUAUACCAUCCUGCCUCUCGAUUCUACAGAGCAGAAGUUAAUAGGAGGGAAAGUAGCGUCCUCCGAACGAAUCACUGCCCAAUGGACUAAGAGCAAGUCUGGAAUCUCAUUUGUAUCAGUUGCUUGUUCCUCAGAUGUAAAUAGAUCACAACUGGUUUUGUUAGUAAAUUAAUUAAAUAUAUGUAAUUCUUAUUGAUAGUACUCUCUCUAGGUCACACAAUCUCUCUGAACAGAUGUCGCUUCUGUGCGAUCGCUCAAAUUCUCACUGCUUAUGACUUAAUUU